Messenger RNA from Eriocheir sinensis (Chinese mitten crab), 5763 nucleotides. RefSeq names its product hexosaminidase D-like. Gene Ontology annotation, molecular function: hexosaminidase activity. The transcript has 3 exons. Gene Ontology annotation, biological process: carbohydrate metabolic process. Lineage: Eukaryota; Metazoa; Arthropoda; Malacostraca; Decapoda; Varunidae. Bases 840 to 2684 code for a protein of 614 amino acids. The record is from RefSeq and is a predicted model, not a curated record.
AAUAGACAGGGACAGGCAUGGCAGGGAGGGGAGUGUCAGCUGCUGGACUAUCCCCAUUUCUGUGCAUGAGUGAACAUCCGCUUAUUACAGUGAUGUGACACUUCUGUUUAGGCUGUGCAGGUGUGAACAGUGGCUUUGAACAGUGAUCUGGCUCCUCUAUCUGUCUCAGCAUCCCUUCACACCUGUAAAUAGUGUCAAGCGGUGAGGCAGAGAGCAGGUCCUGUGUCGUCUUCCACCAUUGCCUGCUGCCUAACAUGACCACUUGAACACUCAGAGUAAGGAGAAUCAAGACAUGAACUGAGGUGUUGUCAAGUAUAAAAUAGUGUUACUGAGUUAAGAUCAUGUAUGCAUAUGUAUACAAAAUGCCUAUUUGUUGAUGAAUCUGUAGCUGUUUAGUGAAUAUUCUGGAAUUUUUGUGGUGUGGAAACAUUGGUUGGACAAGUAUUACUUUUCAUAUUAUUAGAUAUUAGAUUAAAGGACAUUAAACUAGUCAAGUACAUAUUUUGUUACCUGGUGAGAAGAGGGCAAAGAACAUUAGGUAAAUCAUCAGAUUCAUAUAUUUAGUCGUACAGUAUUGUUUAUUUCUCAGUAAAAUUAAUGUUUCGGCUACAAGAAGGAAACAUUUUUUGAAGGAAGAGCUACAUGGACUGUAGAAAGUGGCAUUGUAUAUGUAUGGUGCAGGGAUUAUAACUGAAGCAUUGGUUGAAUAAGCUAAUUGUUUUAAAGCUUUUUUGUUAGUCUCUUAAGCUUUGUCUCAUCGAUAUCAUUAUACAUGCAGCUAUUGUUUAUUUAAAAGCUAAAUAUAUCAUACUAAUUUUGGAUAGCUCUUGCCAUCAUCCAUGCUUGCACCCAAAAUGUUUCCAAGAAGAAAUGCCAGAAUCUUAACAGGCAUUGGCUUCCUGACCAUAGCAGGGCUGAUGCUCUAUAAAGCUGUACCCUCUGUUGAUGGUACAAAGAAUCCAAGUGCUGUUCAUGUGAGUCACUCAAAGAGCUCGCGAAGUGAUGGAGAUCUCCUAACGCAGAGUCCGCAACACCUUAGAAAGCAGAAAGAAUAUGAAAGUCAAAUAAUGGCCAACAUCCACAAGAUGACUGCCCAGAAGGCCAAGGAGCGCCGCAUGAACCGGGAUCCAAUGGGAGUCAUCCUGCAGAAAAAAACAAUUUUUGACGGCAUGGGAAGAGUUCGAGAUGUGAAGGAACCAUCAAGACCAGUACAAAAAAGUGUUGUUUUAGAUAACCAGUUGAAACAUAAAAUUGUGCAUUUAGAUUUAAAAGGAGCACCACCAAAAGUGGAAUAUUUCAAGAAAUUAUUUCCUCUUCUUCAUUCAUUUGGUGCCACUGGGUUGCUCAUUGAGUAUGAGGACAUGUUUCCAUACUGGGGCAGGUUGGAAUUUCUUUCGGCCCAUAAUGCUUACGCUAAAGGAGACAUUGCUGAUAUACUAGAGAUGGCAAAGAAAAAUGACCUUAUCAUCAUCCCUCUCAUUCAGACUUUUGGCCACAUGGAGCACGUCUUGAAACUGAAAGAAUUUGCUGAGCUUCGAGAAGUCCCAAAUUACCCUCAAGUGAUCUGUCCAACAAACAACAAAACUUUGCCUCUCGUAAAGCAGAUGAUUGACCAGAUGCUGCAGCUGCACCCUGGCAUUGACUGGCUACACAUCGGCUCAGAUGAAGUGUACAACCUUGGCGAAUGUACCAGGUGUCAAAAGUUUCUUCUCAACCAUCAGUUUGGCAAAAGUGAUCUGUUUUUGCAGCAUGUUAAGAGUGUAGCCAAAUAUGUGAAGGAAAAUUAUGAUGUGCAGCCAAUAAUGUGGGAUGAUGAGUUUCGUAAGGUUCCCCUCAAAGCAAUGCAGGACUCCAAGGUGGGUGAUGUGUUGGAAAUCAUGGUGUGGAAAUAUAGCAGUGGCAUUAUGGUGGAUCUCCGCUCUGAUAUCUGGGAAAAGUACUCCUCGGUUUUCAAUGGUAUAUGGAUGGCAAGUGCCUUUAAAGGUGCAGCCAAUCCUGACAGCUACAUAACAAACAUCAAUGACCGUCUCGGUAACCACAAGGAGUGGAUGGAGAUAUAUGAGAUGUACAAAGGCACCAUUCCAUUCCGAGGCAUUGUAAUGACUGGAUGGCAGAGGUUUGAUCAUUUCGGUGUUCUGUGUGAAUUAUUGCCCCAAGCUAUACCUUCACUGGCAGUGAACUUGAUGUUCAUAAAUGAAAGGAAGGCAGAUCACAGUGCCUUGGUUAGAGUUGGAGACACCCUCAAGUGCAGCUCUUUUAUCAACCUUGACCUUCAGUACUUGGAAUAUGCAAACAAAUGUGAUUUCCCUGGUAGUGCAUUUUUUGAAGUAUCUCAAAAGCUUUACAUUUUGAAGAGGGACAUAAACUCCAUGAUGAAGAACCCUCAUGUGACUGGUUGGGUUUCUGAUUACAACAUCGAGCACAAUUUUGUGAGCCCACAGCAUGCUGAGCAGGGCUUCCAGGACCUCACUAUGCUGCUAUAUGAUUAUGGAAAAGUGAUGAAUGAAGCAGAAACGGCAUUGUCAGAUGUAUUUGAUGAGCACACUGUUAAGGAGUGGAUUGAAUUGAAUGUUAAACCAACUUAUACCAAACUUCAAAAAUUACAUACUUCUGUCUCCAAAUUACAAAAGGUAAAAUAUUGGUCAAGAAGACCUUUGGACUCAGCAGAAACUAAAGAGCUGUGAAUAUGAAUUGUCUGGAAAACAGGAAGACAAUUGUCUCUCACAUAGUCUUAAGAAAAUAACUUAAGGAAAAAGCACAAUGAUCUCAAAAUUGUGAUAUAUGUAUUUGUAAUCCUUAUCAGUAUGCACUGUAAAAAUGUAAUCAUUAUAGAGUAUUUAAUUAGAAUUCAAUUUGAUCUGAGUUAUAUGUAGUUGAUAGUUGUUAAAAGUUAUGUUCUACCAGAAAGUCACAUUGUUUCAUUAUUUUAAUUUUCUUGCCAUAAAGUAUUUUGAAGGUUUAGGGUUUAUUGCAUGUAAUUUGCAUUAUGAUCAUCAUAAUGUGUCACUAGUUGAUGUUGCUUACAUUGAGGUUGUGUUGUCACAUGUCAGGCAGGCCAGAGUUUGGGUGGGAAAGUUAACUAUACAUUUUGCUGUGCUAACCUCACUCAAUACCUUGCUGUGUUGAAGCAAAAGGGAAAGUUCUAAAGGUGACAUGUGACUUUAUUUUAUUGUAAAUCAGUGUAUUUUAAGAUGACAAAGUCUUAUAUACAUGUGUAUGCAGAGCUGACUGGUGCUUAGUUGAUGUCUGCCCAUCAUUAAAUAUGUAUGUUGUAGACUCAAUCAUUGACAUUGCUGUUACCAGAGGUCAAUACUGAGGGCUAGGGAGAGCGCUUCACUUUGUGUCGCUGUAUUAUGCAUUUUAUACACACAUUUUAUAUUGAUAGCUUUGGUUUUCAUUAUGUUAAUUGUCUCAUUAUAUAUAUAUAUAUAUAUAUAUAUAUAUAUAUAUAUAUAUAUAUAUAUAUAUAUAUAUAUAUAUAUAUAUAUAUAUAUAUAUAUAUAUAUAUAUAUAUAUAUAUAUAAUAAUUUAUGGCCACUUGUAUAUUCCUUGCUCUUGUGAUAUUGAUUGAAGGGUCAUGUUCCUGAUCUUUCUUUUGGUAAAAGAUUGAGUCAAUCAUGAAAUUGAAGUAAUUAUUAUCUGUUAAUUAGUGACUGUGUUGGGAAUUUGAUGUUGGUGCAAUAGUAGUGUUACUGCUCCAUAUUGUUCAGCAGUAUUCCUCUUGUGUUGGGCUUCAGUGUCUGUUAAAGUAUUGUGUUGUUGGCAGAUGGUGUGUUCACUGAGGAAUUUUGUUCCAAAUCCAUGCAGCUCAACCAAGAUCACUUUUCAUCUCACUGCAUCCCAGCCACAGCUCCUGAUGAAAUUGCUAGUCAGUGGUCAAUAGAAUGGCACAACAUACUUGUUUUUAUCAUUGAGAACUCCAGGGUGACACAAGGGGUGUACACUGGGAGGAUUUCUGUCUUGGUUGCCCCUUUGGCCUAGAUUUAUUCUUUCUGGCCUGUACAAUGACAUCUCUAGCAUAUCUCUUAUAGUGCAGAGUUUCAAAGUUAUCAUAGCUGCUCUCUUUUUCCUGUUAAGUUCUUGUGCUGCCCUAGCAUGAAGAGCUGCAGUGACUUAUGUUGAAGUAUUUUAUUUUAUUCAGCACUGCUGUACUCUGUACCGUGUAGGGUCAUCUCCGAGGUAGAAUAUUCGGAAACUCCCUCUAGACAUUUUCUGGUUGUGCCCAUGAAUACAGCAGGAAAAAUGGAAUACAGUUGAAAAUGAACUAGACAUUUAGUAUUGUUUCCAGUUAUAGUCUGACACAAAUAUGAAGUCUGUUUGCGUGGGUCCGACUCCUCUCCCCAGUGCUGACGCAUUACCCCCAGUACAUCACUCAUUAGUCAGCUGCUAUUUACUAGUAAAAGUUGUGUAUUAAAUACUCUGUAUGUAUUAGAUAAGGCUAUAUAGUGCUAUGAAUGUGUUACAUUUUAGCAUAACAGCAAUGAAUUGUAUAAAUUCCAUAACACGUGACAACGUUGUUUUCCAACGUCAGCAGAGAGUGGUCAAGGACACCAUGUCACUUCCUCCUUCACCUUCACCCGCGAUGGCAGCUGCUCCGACUCACUCUCGUGUGCUCCAACGUUGAGAGGAAGAACUUAUUUACGGUGUGAACGAGUAUUUUUUGAGAAGCAAAGGCUAAUGGAGACUAUAGUAUUUCCACCUUCAAGGAUAGGUUUGACCAAGAUCUAAGUAGACAAGGUCAGCCGGCGUGGGGAUGACUCUGAGUCCAGUUUGCGCAAGGACGUCACGUGAGGUCCAGCACGAGGCUUGGCCUGAGCAGGGUUCCGCGCGCUGUAAAGUCCAGCCAUUUACACAACCCUUCCUUUCAGUUUUUACUUCAUACAUCCUACGUAUAUAUUUUUAUUGUAGUCUGUUGCAAAAUGUUCCCAGCUUACAACAGCGUUUUUGGUAUGGAUUGGUCACUUUGGCGAGACACAUUAAUCCACCCUUUUUAUGAAGUGCUUGUCUUUUGGAAAGCAGAAAUAUCUAAUAUGUUUCUCACCCACUAUAGAGUGUCUAUUGUUACAGCCAAAUACUGCACACUGAGUUGUUAUGAUAAUUUGUAAUAGUUGCUACAACCCCUCAACAUGCAUCCUAUGUAGUAUGGAGGUAGACUAAGAGCCUGUACAUAGGGAAUGGAUUUACUCCACUCCCUACAUGGAAACGGCCUAGCGCUGCUCCUGCCUUGGACCUCAUGUGACAUCACAGCCACCUGGUACCUGCUUGAGCUGCCCUGUCCCGGGUGACCUUGUCUAUUUAGAUCUUGGGUUUGACAAUGCUGUGGCGAGGAAAUACUCUGUGUGGGCCCCCUGAAAUGGACUUCAUAGCUGAGUCAGGCCACAGUAAAACUGAUGACAGUGUGCAAGGCCUCUUUGUACAUAUUUGAAAUUUGUGUGUAACUUAUUUUGAGUGUGUGAAAUGAGUACAUAUUAUUUUGUCAGGUGAUCAUUAUCAUCAUAAUUGCAUUACCAACAUGUUCACCUGAAACCUUUGGAAUGAAAAAAAUGGAUGAACAAUCAGAGCUUUAUUGCAUUACACAAUAUUCUAACUAACCAUUGCAUAAAUGCCUCAAGUUCAAACUAAUAGCUGGUCUUAUUAUCACUAUUUGCUUUACCUUUGUUUUAAACAAAUUAGAUUAACUUUUGUUAGCAAUAGAUUUUUUUUUAUCAUAGUGUUACAUAUUAUAUAAUGGUAAUGAUUGGCAUGAAUAAAAAGAAAACAUUA